Messenger RNA from Exophiala mesophila, 1403 nucleotides. RefSeq lists its product as uncharacterized. The record is from RefSeq and is a predicted model, not a curated record. The transcript is spliced from 5 exons. Gene Ontology annotation, molecular function: FAD binding. NCBI's taxonomy places the organism in Eukaryota, Fungi, Ascomycota, Eurotiomycetes, Chaetothyriales, Herpotrichiellaceae. The coding region runs from base 138 to 1403 and encodes 421 amino acids.
AUCUUUCCUAGUCAGGCCGAGGCUCCCCCACAGAAGUACUCGUGAGUCCUCGUCAAUAUCAUUUUGGAUGUCCCUUAGUUGCUGUUGCUACCACCAAUUGGAACUUGGCCCGAGAAGCAGGAGACUCGCUCAGCACGAUGUCCUUUGUACCAACAGAGCGUGCCCGGGCUCUGUCGACCGACAAGCGUAAGGCUGAGAUCAUCAUUGUCGGUGCUGGGGCAGUUGGGUUGCUCACAGCCCUCAAGCUUGGAAGAGCGGGCAUAGAUACGAUCGUGCUGGAGGCAUACAAUGACAUCCUCCGAGCCCCUCGGGCGAUUGCCUACAUGCCCGUAGUGGUCAAGGAACUGCAGAAGCUCGGCAUCUACGACAGGCUUAAAGCCAUCGGAGAAGUCAACAAUCGGGGUGUCACCUGGAGGAGUCAAGCGGGCGAGGAGUACGCGUACUUUGAUCCUGAGCAGGAACGCCUUACUCUCGGUCAAGACAAGGUCGCCCUUGCGGUCCUUGGCGUUUUGAAAGAAGAAUGUCCGACCGUCCAAGUGAUCUUCGGCCAACGCGGUGUGGGACUUGAGCAGGAGACUGGGGCGGUCAGGGUGAUGACGACUGGUGAUGAGGAGGAUCAUAUCUGGGAGGCGAAAUUCGUCUUGGGCUGCGACGGGGCCAACUCCAGCGUCCGGCGCAUGUCUAUGAUUCCCUUUGAAGGCUUUACCUGGAAAAACUUUCGCUUCACCGCGGUCGACGUGGAUUACGACUUCGUCGGCCAUUGCGGCUUUCCUCAAGCAAACAUGGUCGUGGAUCCGGAAGAAUGGGCUGUCAUUGCGAAGACAGGAAAUGGAAACAUCUGGCGUGUCUGCUAUGGCGAACGGCCUGAGCUCUCCCUGGACAAGAAGGAAAUGAACGACCGUGCCCAUGGUCGCAUCAUGGGCUUUCUGAAACCUAUGAACAAGGACGGCAUCUUCGACUACAAAAUCACCCGUCUAAGCCCAUAUUGGGCCCACCAGAGAUGUGCAACGACAUACCGCAAGGGUAACGUGCUUCUCGCUGGGGACGCGGCGCAUAGCAACAAUCCCGUGGGAGGUCUGGGUCUGACCGGAGGAAUUUUGGAUGCGGUUGUCUUUGGCAAUGCGCUCAUCCGACACCUUCGAGGAGGCGAGCCGGAUGAAAUUAUCACCAAGGCGGCAGAAGCCCGACGGUCGACAUGGCUCAGUUUCAUCAACCCAACUUCCCAGACCAAUUUCCGACGGCUGUUUUCAGUGGAAGACGCGGACGCUUCCGAGAGAGAGGCAUUCUUCAAAAAGUUGAAUCAGGCGGACGAACAAUUUUUGGCGGCUGCUAGAUCGCAUACGAAUCUCUUGCCGGACGAUUUCGAGCCCGUCGAGACAAAGAUCCUACAUGCCCACAUCUAG